AACAUGUAAAUAUAAUCGUCAUAUUUAUGUCAUAGUGCGAACUCGCUGAGAAGUACUGUUUGUUGUAGUGGAAAAACUGUAGCCUAACUUGAAUUGCCUACAUCUGAAUUGAUUACACAUGUGCUAAGUUCCAUCUACUUUUAACAUUUUGCAUUAUUUGAAAUGUUUUGGCGUACAAAAAUGAAACAACCUUGCACAACGUAGGCGGGGGCUCUCUUGUAUUCCUUUGAAAAUAUUGAUACUAGCUACUACACAGCCAUUUUUAUGAGUGCAGGUAGAAUUAGACAUACAAGCGUCAAAUGAUUUAAUUUCAUUUCGGUUUUCUAUUCUUUAAGGUGACAGAACAAGAUGGGAAGAAAGCUGAGGCACUUGCUAAUUUUCCUUCUCAUCAUCCUGAAGGAACCAAACCUACUGGGAGCUGACUGCCCCUGUCAGUUGCCCAUCUACUGCAAAUGCGCAAGCCUGGGCCUCACCAGCAUUCCAGAACUUCUGCCAAGAUCUUUAACUACUUUGGUUUUGGUUUCUAAUCCCAUAUCAGGCAUUCCCUCUGGCUCAUUUUCAAAACUAUCCAAGAUUCAAAAUAUAAACCUAUGCUGCAAUCAAAUAACAAACAUUCAGCGUGGCACAUUCUCGGAUUUACCCCAACUCCGAAGUUUGAUCUUAGACAGAAACAAAAUCACCAGCAUACAAAGUGGUGUAUUCUCAGACUUGCCCCGACUACAAUUUCUCAACCUAGACCAAAACCAAAUAGCUAACAUCCAGCCAGGUGCAUUGUCACGUUUACCCCAGCUCCAAACUCUGAAACUAGGCCACAACCAAAUAACCAACAUCCAGGAUGGUAUAUUCUCAAAUUUUCCCCAGCUCCAGGAUUUGGAAAUAUACCAAAACAAAAUAGCUACCAUCGAGGUUGGUGCAUUCUCAAAUUUGCCCAAGCUAGUACAUUUGUGCCUUCACCUCAACCAAAUAGCCGCCAUCCAGGAUAAUAUAUUUUCGGAUUUACCCAAGCUCAAGGAUUUGAACCUCAGCCACAACCAGAUAACCACCAUCAGGGAAAAAUCAUUCUCAGAUUUACCCAAGCUACACAAUUUGUACCUUGCCUCCAACCAAAUAACUAAGAUUGAGCCUCAUGCAUUGUCAGAAUUACCCCAGCUAAGAAGUUUGAAGCUAGGCUACAACCAAAUACCUAACGUUCCGUCUGGUACAGUAUGGGAUUUAACAAAGCUUGAAAUUUUAGACCUGCAGUCAAACAAGAUAACUACCCUUCCACGAGUAGCUAUUGGCCUUUUGGCAUCUAUGAGUGGUGUUAACAUUGGCAAUAACCCAUGGAAGUGUGAUUGUAAUAUUUCUCAAUUUAGGCAUGAAAUGGCUAGAUAUUUUUCUGCUUCAUUUGCAGAGCAGAUGAUAUGUGUCGAGCCUGACAAGUUCUUUGGAAGACAAUUGAAAGAUAUCAAUCUCGAAGAACUAGAUUGUAGAAAGAAAACAAUAACAACAUUGCCUGUUGCUAUCCCACCCUCACCUACCCCUUAUGUGGAGCUGGGACAUUCUUCAGUUGGUAAAUAUGAAGAAAAUAAUGCCAAACCAACACCACCUACCAUAGCCCCAACAUUUGCCCAAACCCCUAGGCCUGUUGCUGAACAGACAUCAGAUCUAAGAUCUUCAUUUGGUAAUGCAGGCAAUAAUUGUCACCCAACACCACCGGCACCUAAAAGUAAAACAUCCGGCAAAAUCCCUGUUGCUAUUCAGGCCUCAGCUACCUCGUUAACAGUGCUAAGAUCUUCAUUUGGUGAUGCAGGCAAUAAUGGUCAUCCAACACCACCAACACCUAUAAGUAAAACAUCCGGCAAAAUCCCCGUUAAUAUCCAGGCAUCUCUUAUCUCCUCUGAAGAGCUAAAAUAUUCCUCAUUCAGGAAUGCAGAAAAUGAUACUCUCACAAUUACAACACCACCUGCUGUUAGUUCGGCAUUUGACAUAAUGUCUGAUAAUACCCAAAGAAACGUGUUAGCAACAGUUACAACGACACCAUUAACCACUCGUGGUGGUUCGCUGAAACGAGAAAGGGACAGGCAUUAUGAAUCAGAAACUGAUAUCUCUCUCCCUGUUUACAUUGUCUCUCUUAGCGGUGCCGUAGCUGUCACUGCCCUCAUUGUCGCCGUUAUUGUCACAAUCGUAUACAAGAGAAGGGCAGGUAAACGUUCUCCGGACUCAGACGCAAAUAAUGGUUUUAGCAACAGAAACAUUACAUCUACUAUUGUAGUAACAGGCCAGGGAGGGCAAUCAGAGACUGGACCCAAACCCACAACCACCCAGAACUCACCAUCAACCAAUGCAAAUAUACCCUGUCAUAACCAACCUCCCCCACUCCCCCCACGUCGCAAAGGUGCUUCUUUAGCACGCGAGAACGCCCAAGCGGAAUGUCAUGACACUCAACCCAGGCCCAACAAUCAACACAUACCAGAAACCAAUGAUGGUCAUGAUGGUGCAAAUGGCACUACACACCACUACCAACCAUUAGCGAAGUCAUGGAAUAUCAACGGACCCACUGAUUGUCAUGACUACUUAAUGCUUGUAGCAAAUGCGCAGGCCAAUACAAUCAAACCAUACAAAGAUGAGCCUCCCCCUCUUCCCCCAUCCCGUAAAGUUGCUUAUGCAGUAGAUGAGAAAAAACACUACCAAUAUCUAACAAAACCCGAUAACCAGCCUGCUGAUGCAGCUGAAACCCCACAUCACUACCAAUCUCUAAAACAAACCAUGACAGUUGAAGGGUCCACUGAUGAAAAUGGUUACUUAGUACUUGAACCAAAAGUGAAUGACAAAAAUUAACAUCUGAACAUUGCCCAGCCUGCUUCAAUAUCUACGAUUAAGGUCUGUAUCUAAAAUUUCCAUCAAAUGCCACUAUAAGGCCAAAUAUGGCCAGUCUCAUGGGUCUCGUGGGCUCCAGGGUCACGCUGAUGUAUAGCUUAUCAGAUCUCCACUUACUCCUCCCAAACACCCCUUCUACAUGUAGUUCACUUGUCUACGGGUAAACUCGGAUCCGCGAAAAGCGUUCUGCAUGAGUGCCACGCCUUAAGAUAUAUUUUAUUGCUUUUUGAGUUAAACUAGCCUUCCAACCCAAACGCAUUCAAAAUUGCAACAUUCCAACAAGGGUAGAUCUGCAUAGAAUCAUAAUUUUCGUCUGCACACCAAAUGCCAACAAAAAUGCAUCCGAUAAUUUUACGUGGGCUGACAUGCUGUUGUAAAGAGCAACUCAACAAGAGAUUGUUGCAUUGGUUCAGCUGAAGGUGCAAGUAUAUUACUAGCUAUAAAGAGCAACUAUCCGUUCGACGACUAUGCUAUUUGUUUACUUGAUUAUACACUCCCUGGAAGGGUGGAACUGAAAACUCACAUAUUAUUUCAAUCCCCGCUUCAAGUUAACAAUUAUGGAGCAUACCUGAUAAUGGCCACAGUAAUAGUUACACAUUCAACAAUUUCGGGAACUUUUGCAUGCAGAUCUGUCAGAGACUUAGGUUCAUGCAUGCAAACCCGUAAAGACAAAUUAUGACGUUAGCUUUUUUAGCAGAGGUAACAAUGUACUGCAGUACGUAUACGUGUUUAGUCAAAAAACGAGUGUUCAAAGUAAAUAUGAUGUGUUCUCAAAAAUAACAAUGAAAAUAUCUAAAGAAUAUCUUAUUUCUCGUCCUUAUAAGAGCAAUAGUACGUUAAAGCAGUGUCUGUAUUACAUUUAAGUUCAAUUAUCAUCGAUCUUUUAUGACUUUAUUGACAAGUCAAGACGUUUUCUCACCUUAUAUAACCUAUGUAUCAAGAUUAUAAUGUACACAUUUGUUAGUGGUGACUAAACCAGGGAUUUAGAUUUAGGGGAUCAAUAUUUCAUUCUAGAACAUGACUGUAUUAAGGUUUGUUUGGUAGGAAGUAUGUAUCAUAGUGUGUGUAUAAAGAUUCAGGUUUCCCUUUCUGACAAGUUUUCUAUCUUUUAAGCAUGUGGAGCAAAUAUGACAUCUGCACAUAAAUUUCACCGUCUCCACAGUUACUUUGUAUGUAAUGGACAAAAAAGCUUGUUCAACUUGCAUUAGACAUUACUUGCCAUUGUUAAUGUCCAUAGAAGUUUUCUGUCACAUUUAUGUAAAUUGAGUCAGAUCUUAUUACUACAGCAGUACUUUUCAAUAUUGUGAAUACGUGGGGCAUGAUUGUUGCGUUGAUUCAGCUGAAGGUGCAAGCAUUUUACUUCAAUUGAUAAAAUCUAGAAGCAUCAGAAAGAGUGGUAAAAGUAUCAAUCCAUUUUUUGUAACUUUACAGUGAACUUGAACAUUUUGACAAUGUUUUCAUUUCAAUUCACCUUCGAUUGCAAAACAUUCGACCUUAUUGCAUGGGUGUUCUAUUAGUUUGAUUAGAGGAUAUUUCAGCGUACCAUGGUUUCACAGAGCACUCACUGGUAGAAGAAGAAGUUUUUUCUUAAUUGGUGCUAUUCCACCAUGUACCAAGAUUCUCAAAUGAUUGUUCAAAAGUAAUAAUUAUUCUCAGUGAUUGUUGUACAGUUUUGACUUUCAGGAGUAGGUGUAAGUCUUUGACAAAUAAAGAGACACAGAGUAUACUUCCGUUUUUGGUAUGUAGUAGAAGUCUCAACUCCCAACUUAUAAUUAAUAAAAAUUUUAACAUCAAAAUCCAUGAUUUUGUAAGUUUCAAAUUCUUGACUUUUACCAGCUUUACAACAUGUUUAACAGCUUACCAGAGCAUAGACAUCAAAAGGCA
This is a messenger RNA of Branchiostoma floridae (Florida lancelet), 4743 nucleotides long. Its product is annotated as TLR4 interactor with leucine rich repeats-like. Lineage: Eukaryota; Metazoa; Chordata; Leptocardii; Amphioxiformes; Branchiostomatidae. The coding region runs from base 349 to 2820 and encodes 823 amino acids. The record is from RefSeq and is a predicted model, not a curated record. The transcript has a single exon. Gene Ontology annotation, molecular function: protein binding.